AUGUCCCUUGCUGACAACAACAGUCCGCUAAAGCGCGAGGACGCGGUGAGCCUGGAAGACCUCGAGCACCUCUGUUCUCGCGUUCAGAGCGACCCAUGGAACCUGUCUACGUACACGAAGGGCAUCUACAUCGCGGCCCGUCUGAAGCACGAGAAGUACCUUGAGUACUUGCGGACUCAGUGUGUGAAGCACUGUGUGGUAGAGGACCGAUUUUGGCUGUCCUGGAUCGAGGACAAACGCCGCGACAGCAGCGAGGAUGAGCUGAUUUCUAUGUACGAAUGUGCAGUCGACAAUGAGCCGUCUGCUGAACUAUGGGUCGCGUACGCGCGUUUCGAGCGCAAACGCGCUGCCAGUAGUAACAAUUACGCUCGUAUCCGCAACCUGUUCGAGCGCGGUUUGAAGGCAGUUGGCCUGCACGCUUUGGAUGGUCCUCUUUUAUGGAGCGAAUAUCGCCAGUUCGAGCAGGAGCUGCUGGAGAAAUGCAGCCCGGCAGACUAUGGAAGCCAGCUGGAGCGUGUGCGGUCGCUUUUCUUCCGUCAGCUGGCGCUGCCUCUGUCAGGUCUGGCCGACGUGCUGGACGAGUACCGCGUGUGGGAGUCGGAGCUGCCGAAAGAACAUCGCAAGCCUGUGACUGAAGGCGAAUCUAUCCACAAGCAGGGGUAUGACGCGUGGGAGCGUCGCAAAUGCUUCGAGCUGAAGGUGCAGUCUGAGUUCGACGAGAUGUUGAACCCCGGCAACAUGAACAGCCUGUGGAACGACUACUUGAACUUUGAGCUGAAGUGCGGCGACAACGACCGCAUCAGCAUAGUGUACUUGCGCGCUUUGGACGACCUCGGUUACGAGCGCGACGACCUGUGGAUGCGCUAUGCGGCCCACGCGCUGGGCCUGAGCGAGAAGUUUGCGCUUUGGGUGUGCCAGCGCUCGUGCCGCCACAUGCCUCGUUCGGUUAACAUCUGGAUAAACUACAUGCAAAUCGUUUCUAGCAUCUCAUCUUCGAGCGCGGAGGAGCUGGUGGAGGUAUUCGACACUGCGGUGACUGCCAUCACCGACACCAGUGCUUUGAUCAGUCUGCACAUAACUGCGGCCGACUGCCUUCGCCGCUACUAUCCCGAAUCUGUAGAGGCGUUUCGCAGGAUCCUGUUGCGCCAGGAAGACCUGCUUUCGAAGAUGGGCGACCUGACCGACACCAAGGGCACGUACCGCCUGCUGACGUACUGGGGCCGUCAGGAGCUGCGGCUUCUGAUGACCCAGAAAGGGUCGCCAGAUAACUACCUCGAGGUGAUCAAAAAGCUGUUGCAGCGUUUCGUGAACGACGGUCGGUGCUGGUUGUUCGUUAUCGAGGGUGUAAAGAGCCUGGAUGCUUGCGGGAAGUGCGAUGCAGAUUUCCUGUCGUCACUGGUGGCCGCCAUCUGCGGAGUGAUCGCGAUCCAAGUGCCGCCCGAUUCCGAGGUUUCGAGCGCCCACCAGGUGAUUAUGUGGCUAUUCGACACGUCAAUGCGUUUCGUGACCGUCGGGGGCAUAUCGGAGUCGUACAUCGACUAUGCCCAGACAAGCGGCGACGUGGAGGACAUAAAGAGGGCGCACAUGACCGUGGGUAACCAGGUGCACAUCGCAGAGACACGUUGUACGGGCACUACUUUGAGCCUGAACAACAUCAUCUUGCGUCGCGACCACCGCCGUCGCAGGCAGUCGGAAUCCUUUUCUGAAACGUCCUCUGACAGCGGCUGCUGUUCGCAUCGUUUCAUCAAAAGCAGCUGCCGUGUGCGCCCAGAGGGUCACAGCGCCCCCAUUCUGUCUCCCAAACUGUCAGUGCGCGAGGUUGAGUUUGCGACCCGCGCCACGUGGGACGGCAGCGAGAGCGCCGACCCGUCCAUCGCGCCUGCGGUCCCUCCGAGCAUCACGAUGCCGCCUCCACCCCCAUCGUCUUUGAUAGCUAAGUUCGGCACCCAAUUCGCCGUGGUGCCCGGCAGCGUGACCCCGCCAGAUAAUUCCCCUGAUCUGAAGUACGUCUCUCGCUGCGUCAGCACGAUGUCCUCUGCGGGCAGCCUGUCGAUGCUGCCUCAGCCUAUGGUGUCAUCAGCCGGCGACAGUUACGUGCCCGGCGUAAACAAGCGUCCUGCUGAAGACCUAGACGACAUCGGAAGUGUGGAUUCUGAGCGCUUCAGCCGUAUUCAGCUGCUGCUUUCCAAUGACAACGAGGCUUUGAAAUCGUGGCUGUGCGACAGCGGCGAAAGCAAUACGCUGUGGAUAUCUAAGGUGGACGGCGAUUUGGAUGAAUCGUUUAUUCGCUCCAUCUUUACCUCGGCGAAGGGCUUCAAGUCCAUCCGCCUCUUGCCUUCCCGCGGAUCGUGCUACGUCGAGUUCGACAGCUACGAUAACGCCGUGCGCGCGAAAGCGAUUGCGUCAUCCAGUGGGUUGGACCGUGAGCCUUACGACUGCGAGGUGUCCAAGUCGUGCAACACCCUUUACGAGGACAAGGUAUUGUUCGUGAAGCGCAUAUCGGACAUCGUGGCUCUGAACAAGCCGAGGAUAACGCGCGUGUUGCAGCAAUUUUUCUCCGAGCUGGGCCACGAACCUGCUAACAUCCGGUUCCCGUCGAUCGGCUUCGACUGCGAUGGUGAGGACAGCCACAUGCGCGUUCCGAACUACUGCUACGUGGACUUCAAGGAGGAAGACAGUGCGCGCAGCAUCAUAAAUCGGCUGCUGUCGCGUUCUGGGACUCUAUCGUGCUCCAUGGGCGACGUGGCCUUCGACGUGUCUCCGUCGACCGCGAUGUUCCGUAAGCGUCACCGCGCGCGCGGCUCGUGCAAGGAGACCGACAGCGACUGCAUGUACAGCAGCGAGUAG
Babesia bigemina is the source of this 2847-nucleotide messenger RNA. RefSeq lists its product as hypothetical. Gene Ontology annotation, cellular component: U2-type prespliceosome; commitment complex; U1 snRNP. Bases 1 to 2847 code for a protein of 948 amino acids. Lineage: Eukaryota; Apicomplexa; Aconoidasida; Piroplasmida; Babesiidae. Gene Ontology annotation, biological process: mRNA 5'-splice site recognition; RNA processing. Gene Ontology annotation, molecular function: protein binding; RNA binding. The transcript has a single exon. The record is from RefSeq and is a predicted model, not a curated record.